Molecule: messenger RNA, 273 nt
Organism: Penicillium manginii
Lineage: Eukaryota; Fungi; Ascomycota; Eurotiomycetes; Eurotiales; Aspergillaceae
Exons: 2
Coding region: 1-273 (90 amino acids)
Source: RefSeq, a predicted model, not a curated record
AUGCACCCGUCCCACUGGGGAACGGUUGGAAACACAUCCUCCCAAAGUCCUAACCCUCGACUCCACCGCGCAUCCCUUCCCAAACUGCCCAUCACAAUGGGGACUCCCGUCUCGUUCCGUCGUGGAGGUGAAGGGACCCUCGUGCCAUUUUCCCGCGAUGUGCACAGUAACCCCAGUCGCAUGGCUAGCGCAGAGGUUAGCGUGCCACAACUGGAUCGCCUUAUUGACUUUGGGCCCAGGGAUGGAGUCCCUCAAGCCACUACCAGCAAUUAG